CCAUGAAAGCUUGUGUCUGUGAGUGUAGGCCGAAUAAGGCUGAGGUGAACUCUCCAGCUGUCACCAGGCUCAUAUUUGUGUGCAUGUGACUGGUGCUGCCCCGUCUGGAGUUUCCCCACCGGUUUACAUGCCGUCUCGCUGUAGCUCCACGUACGUCUAAAGCUCGAGGGCGGACCGGGAGCCGUGACUCGAGCUGACCUUAAAUCUGCGGGGUCUCGCGCAGGCAGGACACUCGUUACCGGUUCUGUGCGGGAUCAUGCGCUCGAUAUGGGGUUUGUUUGCGGUGGUGGCCGCGGCCACGUUCUACCUCUAUGUGCUAUCGGCUUUUCUGCCACCCGGACCGCCUCGCGCGCAACAUCACGACCCCGCAGCCGGACCGGGAGCGCGUGAGGAGGACAGCGGUGCACAUGAAGAGGAGCUCCGGUUGCAUUUCCCAUCAGACCUGGAGGAGCUGCGAGAUCUGGCCGAGCUGCUGAAGUUUUAUAAGCGGCAACACACAGGUUAUGUGUUCGUGCUGUUCUGCAGUGCCUACCUCUACAAGCAGUCCUUUGCCAUACCUGGCUCCUCCUUCCUGAACAUGCUGGCGGGGGCGCUGUUUGGUCCGUGGUACGGCCUCCUCAUUGCCUGCACUCUCACCACAGUGGGCUCCCUUAACUGCUACCUGCUGUCCCGCACAUUCGGUAAAUGGCACGUCAUCCGCUUCUUCCCUGAGAAAGUGGCCAUAUUACAACAGAAGGUGGAAGAAAACAGGAGUAGUCUAUUCUUCUUCCUGCUUUUCCUGCGCUUCUUUCCCAUGACACCCAACUGGUUCUUGAAUGUAACCUCUCCCAUCCUCAACAUCCCCAUCCCCAUGUUCUUCUUCUCUGUCCUUAUUGGUCUGAUCCCCUACAACUUCAUCUGCGUGAGGACGGGAGCCAUCUUGUCGGAGAUCACGUCACUGGACGACAUCUUUUCCUGGGGAACUUUGCUGCAGCUUCUGCUUAUAGCAUGUGUGGCCCUGCUGCCCGGUGCCAUCAUCCGCCGCUACAGUCAGUCGCACCUCAAACUGGACAGCAUGAAGCCCAACGGCCAGAGCAAACAGCUCAAAGAGAUCAACCAUCUCAAAACCAGAUGACCUGCAGUAGAUCAGGGAUCUGCAGGAGCACAGCACUAAACUCAAGGCUAAUCCUACAGAAAAAGACACAUACCUGGCAACCCUGGUUUAAAUGAUAUAUACACCGAUCAUCCAUAACAUCCAUCCAUCCAUCCAUCUUCAACCACUUACUCCUUUUCUGGGUCACGGGGAACCUGGAGCCAAUCCCAGGGAGCAUCGGGCACAAGGCGGGGUACACCCUGGACAGGGUGCCAGUCCAUCGCAGGGCACACAAUCACACACACACUCACACACCCAUUCAUACACUACGGACACUUUAGACACGCCAAUCAGCCUACCAUGCAUGUCUUUGGACUGGGGGAGGAAACCGGAAUACCUGGAGGAAACCCCCGCAGCACGGGGAGAACAUGGCCAUAACAUUAAAACCAAUAUUUUUGUGGACCUAAUAUUGUGUAGGUUUUCCUUGUGCUGCCAAAACAGCUCUGACCCGUCUAGGCAUGGACUCCACAAGACCAAGGUGUGCUGUACGAUCUUCCACCAAGACAUUUGCAGCAGAUCCUGUAAGUUGUGAGGUAGGGCCUCCAUGGAUUGGAUUUGUUUGUCCAGCACAUCUUAGAGAUGCUCGAUUGGUUUGAGAUCUGGGGAAUUUGGAGGCCAAGUCAACACCUUGAACCCUAUGUGAUGUUCCUCAAACCGUUCCUGGAGAGUUUUUGCAGUGUGGCAGGAGCAUUAUCCUGCUGAAAGAGGCCACUGACGCUAAGGAAUACCAUUGCCAGGAAGGGGUGUAGUCAGUCUGCAACAGUGUUUAGGUAGGAGGUGCGUAUCAACGUAACAUCCACAUGAAUGCCAGGACCCACGGUUUCCCAGAAGAACAUUUCCAGCCCAGAGCAUCACACUUCCUCCACCAGUUUGCCUUCAUCCCAUAGUGCAUCCUUAAAGCGGUGAUAGAGAGUGACAAAGACAGGAACUGAACAGAGUGCUGAAUAUGUACACAUACAUGUACAUAUACAACACACAACAGUAGUAAUAAAUCGGUGCUUGGAUCCGAUGUUCAAUAAUUACCUCAGGUCACGAGCUGGUUCAGGUGUAUAGCAGGGAAAUCACUAAACUCUGCAGUGCUGUGGUUCAGCGGGACGAAGAAGAAUGUAGGAAAACUAGUGUAGGGAUUUUAGUAGAAACUGUCUUCAAUAUCAUUUUAAAUGCAUUCUGUGCCAAACAGGAGAUUUUUAAAAUGUCUUAAACACAUAUGCACAGACUUUGUAGCAAUAUACAUUGUCUUAGAAUCUGAUCAUGUAGCAGUUUUAUUGUGUGUACAGUAUAUAGGAUGUGUAAGGAACAUGCCUGUUUGAUGUGCCUUUGCCCUUGCUGUGCUGUUAAAGGAAUAAAAAAUAGCAAUUUUAUCAAUUUUCCCCCAAAUGCCAUCAGACUCUUAGAUUAGACUCUUUUGGUGGGUGUCUGAUGUGAGAAAACAACAAACGUCUCGGCCGAUCGACUACGUUUGUGGGAAAAUAAAAGAAAUAACGUACAUUUUCGGCCAAAUUAUUCCUUUAAUCCUUAUAAAAGCCUUUGGAGUGUUGCAAUAAAUAAAAAAAAUAAUUUAAAAAAAGGUAGGGGGCGGGGUUUGUAAAUUGUGUCUCAGGUGCUGUAGGAAGUUUACACACAAAGUUGAUAGUAUAGUAUUUUAUUGUUGCUUUGUAAAAUGAUUUAUGGCUGCUUGUAAAAUACCAGAGAAUGUAUUUAUAAAACGUUUGAUUGAGUCUUCUUACUCAUGAUCAUCUUUUGGGUCUUCCGUUGUAUUUAUAAAGAUUUAUAAAGACAUUUAUAAAGGAUGAAGAGUCAGGGUGAGUUCAGUAAUUGGCGAGUACCAAAAGAUGCGGAGUGUACUCAGUUCAAUACCCUGGGCUUUAGAUACACAGAUACGUGGAUGUGGAGGUGCCUGAAAGUUGGGAGUUCGAAUCUCCGGGUCGUUAUCAAGCCACUGAUAGUUCUGUGAGUAUCUGGGAAAUGAGUUCCUGUUACAUAAACGUGCCUUAACCCAUGCAAACCUUUGUGUAAUUACAUUAACAGACAGAAUGUUAAAUAUUUUGAUUAUUUUUCCCGGAAUGCUGCCUUUUUUAGGACUCACUGUCUCCGUUUGACACAAUGUGCCUGUGGUCUUAUGUAUUAUUUAUUUCCUAGCACGAUGUACUGUACUUUUUUUUUUUUUUUUUUACCGUUUCACGGUCAAAUGCUUUUGAAUUUCAUGUAUAGUUUGUUUUCUUAUUCACCUGACUCACUUUGUCUUAAAGAACCUUCAUUUCAAUGUCUUAAGUGAUAUUUGAAAAUAAAGCUAGAAACUGUGUCGAGCGAAAUAAUCCUACAGGAGAAAACUAUUACGAGAACGUUUAGCGUUUGUUAUGGGACGGUGUUAAUGCUACAAGUGUGUUUUGUCCUGAUGAGAUUUAUUUUUGUGCUGUAAAUCCUUCAAGGAUAAGACUUGACUAUGAGGUCAUUAAAGAAACUCUUUUCAGA
Messenger RNA from Ictalurus punctatus (channel catfish), 3604 nucleotides. RefSeq names its product transmembrane protein 41ab (gene tmem41ab). Bases 257 to 1114 code for a protein of 285 amino acids. Lineage: Eukaryota; Metazoa; Chordata; Actinopteri; Siluriformes; Ictaluridae. The transcript is spliced from 6 exons. The record is from RefSeq and is a predicted model, not a curated record.